AAUUGGUGGAGACAGUGGGUGUAGUGGUGAGAUCUCUGUGGCCUGACCUGCCAGGAUCCAAUGGCCUGUGACGCUGUUGGGAUGUUUCACAGGUUAUCUCAAGGCGCUGCUUCUACAGCUUCCUUAAAACAAGGGGAAACAGACCAAAAGGCAGGUGAGCUGGCAGCUCACCUGAGGUGGAUUAGGGUGUGGGCCCAGGAUUCUGUUUAUAGUUUCCUGCGUGACCAAGUUCCCUGGCGGGUUGGCAGGUUGGUGUUUCAUCUCCAGAAGGGUCAGGAGAGGAACGGAGCCCCUUCUUCACUCCUGCCUCCUCCCUCACCUGUGUUUGUCUUGCUGCUUAGCUGCUCCUUCGGAUCUGAUAAACUGAACUUGGACUGUGUUAAAGUCAGUCUGGGCUUCUGCCCGCCACAGCCCUACCGGGAACCAGAGCCGUCAGUGGCUGAACCCCCAUCUUGCCCCCUGGUUUUGGACAUGAGCCUUCGGGACUCCAGCUAUAGUGUGGCCCCUGGACCCUGCGUGGUAGCCCAGCUGCCCUCCGAAGACAUGAGUCGUUUGGCAGACCCCCAGAGCAGAGACCACGGCUUCCUGCGCACCAAGAUGAAGGUGACCCUCGGGGACAGUCCCAGUGGAGACCUCUUCACUUGCCAUAUCUGCCAGAAGGCCUUCACCUACCAGCGCAUGCUGAACCGCCACAUGAAGUGUCACAACGACGUCAAGAGGCACCUCUGCACCUACUGUGGGAAGGGCUUCAAUGACACAUUUGACCUGAAGAGACAUGUCCGCACCCACACUGGCGUGCGGCCCUACAAAUGCAGCCUGUGUGACAAGGCCUUCACACAGCGCUGCUCUCUGGAGUCUCAUCUCAAGAAGAUCCACGGCGUGCAGCAGAAGUACGCGUACAAGGAGCGGCGGGCCAAGCUGUACGUGUGUGAGGAGUGUGGCUGCACGUCUGAGAGCCAGGAGGGCCAUGUCCUGCACCUGAAGGAACACCACCCCGACAGCCCGCUGCUGCGCAAGACCUCCAAGAAGGUGGCUGUGGCCCUGCAGAAUACUGUCACCUCCCUGCUACAGAGCAACCACCACCUCUGAGUGGCACCGCCCGGCCUGGGUCGCCUGCCCACUGCCCGGCCAGUCCACCCUCCCGCUGCCUCUCGCAGGCCACGGGGACCAGGCCUGGAGGCCCCCACCCACUCCCCCCGCCCCGGGCACAUGUGCCGGCUGCACUGAGGCCCUGCACUGAGCUCUGCUCACGUUUGCGUUUUUUUGUCUGAUGGGCAGAGGCCGCUCCGAGCCCCGGGCCGACAUGGGUGAGGCCCACCUUUAGAGAGAGGACUUCCUUCCCAGAGGAGGGACCUGAGGAUGCUCGGCGGCCUUCCUCCUCUGGAGCACAGGGGCGGGGACCGCCGGUCCACCGUGGACAGCAGAGGAAAGAGCAUGGGCAGAGAGCAGCCGGGCAAACCCAAGGUGCUGCUGGGGGAGCUGGUGCCCACCUGCCCCGCAGUGCAUCCAGCGCUCAGGGCCGUGGGGGGCUCGGCCCUUCCCACAGGGAGAUGCAUACACGUGCUCAGCCGUGGACCCGUGUGCUCACACAGGAGGCCUUUCCACACAUCACCUCAUUUUUAGGAAAUCGACGACAAGGUGCCAAGGAAGUUUUAUUUCCUUUUUUUAAAGAUGACACAUGUACAGAUAUAUUAAUAUAUAUAUAAAAUAGCCGAUGGCGGCUAUUUUUAAGAGAGGAUGGAGCUGGCUUUGUUCCCUCUCUAUGCAGUUCUAUUUAUCCUGGACAUUUCAUACCUCCUCUGUGCCUUGGCUCUGGGGGUGCUGCCCUCAGCCACCCCCACCCCUUGCACCUAACACCUUCCUCCAGCCCUGCCUGGGGGCUGCCGGUCUGCUGGGGUAGCUUGGGCUGCACUGGCUCCUCCCCUCCCCCCACCCCCGGGGACUCUGCCUCCCUCCCAAAUCCUUUCAGGGCAUGCCUGGGGGUUACUGAGAGCCUGCUUGCCUCCCAAUAACAGACCUUUUGUGGAACAACUCACCAGUGUGGAGACCAAGAGUUUGUCCAGCUGCGGCUGUAGGAGAAAGGCCGGUGGGGUGAUGAGUCUUUGGUGCACCCAGAGUCCACCGUCGAGACUGAGAAGAGAAUGGGACCAGACUGCAAGCCCUGCCCUUUCUCUGGUUGAGUGCAAAACCCUAGGGCAGCAGCAAAAAAUUGGGACAGAAUAAUAACCAGACCCAUCAGAGGCCUCUCAGGAGGGCAGUAUUGGAGGGCUAGCAAGUUCUAUUUGUAGCCUAUUUUCUGACUCUUUCACACGACUAGGCUGGGUUGUGAGCAUGUAAGGAGCGAGCCAUCCCGGGGCUGGUUGGCUCCAUCGGAGGAAAUCGGCCACCAGGCUCCAUUGGUGUGGCUGUGUUUCCUGCUAAAAACAGGAAAAAGGGUGUGGGUCAAAAGGGAGAGAGGGGCAGGGUUGGAGCCAGCCUGCCAAAGAAUGAGAAGGCAAACUCGAAAGAGGUCCAAAGAAUGCAGUGGGCUGGGUGGCGCAGCGAAGCCGAGCCCCUGAGCAGAACCAGCCCCAGACCGCGGGGAAGGCGCUUUCUUGGGCCACCUUCUGACUGUGUAUAGAUUGUUCUGGAAGACUCCUGUUUUAUUUUACUUUAGAGUGUCUGGGAGCUGCUGUAUUCUGGAAGUUAUAUAGUAUAAACCUUAUCUGGAAGCUCUGUUUCGUUUACAUUUCUGUAUCCCUGUGUUAUUGCAAUUGGAGGGAGUCCUAAUGCUCUGUGUUGCCUGUUUUAUUUUAUAACUUUCCCCCCAACUAUUAAAAUCAAAGAAUUGUCGUUU
This is a messenger RNA of Zalophus californianus (California sea lion), 2836 nucleotides long. RefSeq names its product ovo like transcriptional repressor 1 (gene OVOL1). Gene Ontology annotation, biological process: epidermal cell differentiation; regulation of transcription by RNA polymerase II. The coding region runs from base 61 to 1089 and encodes 342 amino acids. The record is from RefSeq and is a predicted model, not a curated record. Gene Ontology annotation, cellular component: nucleus. The transcript has 4 exons. Lineage: Eukaryota; Metazoa; Chordata; Mammalia; Carnivora; Otariidae. Gene Ontology annotation, molecular function: DNA-binding transcription factor activity, RNA polymerase II-specific; RNA polymerase II cis-regulatory region sequence-specific DNA binding.